AUGUCGCGCCGAGGACUGAUGGAGCAGGACCUGAGCAAGCUCGACGUCACGCAGCUGCACCCUCUGUCGCCAGAGGUGAUUUCACGCCAGGCGACGAUCAACAUCGGUACCAUUGGGCAUGUGGCCCAUGGGAAGUCUACAGUUGUCAAAGCAAUCUCAGGUGUACAGCUUUUCAGUACUAUCUAUGUAUAUCGCUUUGUGUACGUUGCUAAAUGCAUGGCUUAUGGCAUUGGCAAAGAAGAUAGCCCUCUCUGUGACGUGCCAGGUUUUGAAAACUGUAGGAUGAAGCUCCUGAGACAUGUUUCAUUUGUCAAUUGCCCGGGGCACGACAUUCUCAUGGCUACAAUGCUUAAUGGAGCGGCUAUCAUGGAUGGAGCACUGCUUCUGAUUGCAGCAAAUGAGAGCUGCCCACAACCCCAGACAUCUGAGCACCUUGCAGCUGUUGAGAUUAUGCGUCUUCAACAUAUUAUCAUUCUGCAGAACAAGAUUGAUCUUAUCCAGGAAAGUGCAGCAAUGAACCAGCAUGAAGCAAUCCAAAAAUUUAUACAGGGAACAAUAGCUCAGGGUGCUCCUGUGGUGCCAAUCUCAGCACAGCUGAAGUACAACAUUGAUGUUAUCUGUGAGUACAUUGUGAAAAAGAUUCCUAUACCAGAGAGGAAUUUCACCUCUCCACCCAACAUGAUUGUUAUUCGCUCGUUUGAUGUGAACAAACCUGGUUCAGAGGUUAAUGAUAUCAAGGGUGGAGUAGCAGGUGGCAGUAUCCUCAAGGGAGUCCUGAGGGUGAACCAGAAAAUCGAAGUGCGCCCAGGCAUUGUGAUGAAGGAAGAAAGUGGCAGAAUUAAGUGCACACCCAUCUACACCAGGAUCGUGUCCCUGUAUGCUGAGCAGAAUGAGCUCCAGUUUGCCAUUCCUGGGGGCCUAAUUGGAGUUGGAACUACCAUGGACCCGACACUGACUCGUGCUGAUAGGCUGGUCGGUCAGGCUACUGGGCGUGAGGCGGUGAGGACAAGUGGAACCGAAAGGGCAAGCAGGGUCUCAAAGCUCGCCAAGGGUGAGAUCCUGAUGCUUAACAUUGGGUCGAUGUCUACAGGAGCAAAAGUUGUCGCUGUCAAGAAUGAUCUUGCUAAGCCAGCGCUCACGGCUCCAGUAUGCACCAACAAGCUCGAGAAGCUGGCCCUCAGCCGGCGCAUUGAGAAGCAUUGGCGUCUCAUUGGCUGGGGCACGAUCCAGGCUGGCAUUACACUCGACGUCCCACCCUGCCCGCUCUAA
This is a messenger RNA of Miscanthus lutarioriparius, 1269 nucleotides long. Lineage: Eukaryota; Viridiplantae; Streptophyta; Magnoliopsida; Poales; Poaceae. The record is from the annotation of a GenBank genome assembly.